AUGUUUACGAUUGACCACAACUAUGCCAUGGAAUGUGCUAGAAGGAUGGAGUCGCACAUCAGAGACGAGCAGCAGCUGGAGGUCGGCAGGUUAAGCUUUGAGGAGUCAAAAAAGGCUAUCCAGCAAGCGGAGAUUGGGAUCAAAGAAGGAAAGCGAAUGAAGAUGCGUGAGUGCUAUCCAAACCAUACACGGAUACUCCCCGGAUCCAAGUACUAA
Penicillium mononematosum is the source of this 216-nucleotide messenger RNA. RefSeq lists its product as uncharacterized. The record is from RefSeq and is a predicted model, not a curated record. Lineage: Eukaryota; Fungi; Ascomycota; Eurotiomycetes; Eurotiales; Aspergillaceae. The transcript has a single exon. The coding region runs from base 1 to 216 and encodes 71 amino acids.